AUGGGCGUUCCCGAUUCUCUUCCUCCUUCCACAUGGACUGGUGACAUUGUGGAGCAAUUGGUUAUCUGUUAUGGUCUUACUCAUUUUCUUAAACUUCUUUAUACUCACUUCACUUUUGCCACCUGGACCGACGACGGUGUGAUCCAAAUAGCUGAUUUUGGCGUGGCAGGUUUUCUGGCCAGCCAACCGUUGGCUGCUACUGGUGGCAGCAUCGACUUGCGCCGGUACACCUUUGUCGGAACGCCUUGUUGGAUGGCACCGGAGGUGAUGCAGCAGGUUUGUUGUCAUUUUUUGUUGACCACACCCUUCCGGCUUCGAAUAGCUCUAAAUAGUCGCCCCUUUAUUCUUUAG
Molecule: messenger RNA, 351 nt
Organism: Protopolystoma xenopodis
Lineage: Eukaryota; Metazoa; Platyhelminthes; Monogenea; Polystomatidea; Polystomatidae
Source: the annotation of a GenBank genome assembly